GAAACGCUAAUGGGAAGGAGGUGGGCGGACGCUGAUUUUAAAUGGUCUUUUUCUUUUUUGGCCUUACUGGGUUUGCCCACUCCUCUGGUAGCUCGUCUAUUGGCCCAAUCCGACAUCAAUCUGCUGAGUAACCAAGUCCCCCCUCAAGUUUGAAACUUUUUUUUUUUUUACGAAGAGGAGACGGACUCCGAUUACACGAACAGCAGCAAACUUGUAACUGAUCUCACAGACUGCGAGGGAAGAAAACACUAUUUUAAUAAUUCACAAAUCUGCGCCUGGUGGCUUUACGGUUACAGAACAGCAAAAGGGUAGUGAGAAUUGGACGUUGUUUUUUGUUUUUUUAUAGCAGGCAUCCAACAAAAAUAUUAGAAGCAUGUUGUGAAGCGACAAGGAUGAAGAGCUGAGCGACUCUGUUGAGAUUAAAGCUUGUCAACUCCCGCGUCUGACCGAAGACUCGACCAUGGACUCCUUCAGCACCAAGAACCUGGCCCUCCAGGCACAAAAGAAGCUGAUGAGCAAGAUGGCCACCAAGAGCAUGGCCAACCUCUUCAUAGACGACACCAGCAGCGAAGUGCUGGACGAGCUGUACCGCGUCACCAAGGAGUACACGCGCAACCGCAAAGAGUCCCAGAAGAUCAUCAAAAACCUAAUCAAGAUGGUGGUGAAGCUGGGCGUGCUUUACAGAAACAACCAGUUCAACAGCGAGGAGCUGAUUCUGGUGGAAAACUUCAGGAAGAAAGUCCACACUCUGGCCAUGACCGCCGUCAGCUUCCACCAGAUCGAGUUCACCUUCGACCGCCGCGUCAUGAGCGGCAUCUUGAACGAGUGCCGCGAGCUCCUGCAUCAGGCCAUCCGCCGCCACCUGACCGCCAAGAGCCACUCGCGGGUCAAUCAUGUCUUCAAUCACUUCGCCGACUGCGACUUCCUGGCGGCUCUGUACGGGCCCGCCGAGGUUUACCGGACCCACCUGCAGAGGAUCUGCAACGGGGUCAACAAGAUGCUCGACGAUGGGAACCUCUGACCUCCAGUCGCCGUACUGUUGCCUCAGCGCUUAUUGUUGGAUUUUCUUUUUUUUUAUUAUUAUUGUAAAGGUGACAAUCAUAAACAUUUGUACUCUACAUGUGUUGGCUUCCAGGUGUUGCUGUACUGACAUUCCCUCAUUAAGUUUGUCCAAAGACUGCUUCUGUGCUUUUUUUUUUUUUUUACAUACAUAUAAAUGAAUGUAAAACUUUACAGUUUUGUUAGUAUAUGUGACAACUGUGCCUGUAAACCGCCCCCACAUUAUUUUCUUGUUUUUGCAUUAAAAACUCAUAAACAUUGGCACAGGCCUAACCUCUGCUAGGCGCCGUUAAGGGACAUGCACCUAAAGAGGAACAAAUGACGUAAAGGAAUGAUUGUUUUUGUUUUUCCUUGUAAGGGUAGUGUUGCACUCAUUUCUGGACAAGCGCUGUACCGUGUUCUCAUCUGCCGUUGUGACGCCAUGUGAUGCUCAGCAGCCGGGUAAUCCUGCUUAGCCUGCAUUUUCCCAACCUUUAGAGGAGAAGCCAGGCGUUUGUUUCCAAAGGAAACUGUAAUUGUCUGGUUUCUGGCCAUCACAACAGAUGUAAAAUAUGCGAGUCACAGGAAGAACUGUAAACAAGAAGGAAUGCGUUGGUGCUGCACACUGUUGAUUGUUUAGAUCGUCUCUCUGGAUGCACAAUCAUCCGGUCGGGGAGAAUCCCAGUGAGGCACCAGCUGCAAAGUUUGACCAGCGGGGGAAACCUAGAUGUUGCAGCCCUAGUCUGCUGGACAUUCAGAUCCAGCCUCGUCUGAGCUGAAGUGACUCCUCAUAAGCAGUCAGAUGAAAGACUGGCUGCUUGGAGGACCGGGCCAGGUACAGAAAUUAUCACAGAGACGAACACGGCGCCUGAUUGUGCUCUCCCGCCGCAAUUACUGCUCCUCGCUCCAGGGUGGUGUAAUGGCCUGGAGCUCGUCUCUGUCGAGCAGCCACUCCAUUCCCCCCUAAUGUGAUGGAGGCAGCCACCUCUGCUAGCGCAGAGCGAGGAGUCCUUUAAUGGACUGCAACAUGUUUCUUCCCCCUUUAAGCAGCAUAUGAAUAGUUACGCCUAUCCCUCUCUAAGCUCACAUAAUAAUGGAUGUCUUUCCUUUUUGUCCACCUUGUUUUGUAUCAGCGCCUCUGUCUGGGAGAUUGUUUUGUGCUGCGGCCUCAUUUAGUAUUCCGACUGUGUGUGUGUGUGUUUGUACCUGUGAGAGAAUUGGAAAUUGAGCCGUGUAAUGAGUGCUGUGCUUUCCCAGAUAGGACUGCUGAAACUUUAACUUCUUCUGCAGCAGCCCGGCCAAAGAAAACAGCACUGAUGAAACUCCAAAUGCUUCCUUUUCUUAGAGUAACACUCAGUUAAACUGCAUGCACUUGAUUAUUGACAAUAAGGGACACAAAGAACCUGACUGUUGUGAUUUAAGCCUAUUUUAAUGAACCGUUUUUCAACCUUACGUGACUUACUACACACUGUCUCCCACUUUUGACCACAUCAUUUUGGAAGGCUUCGAGGUAAAUCCCUUCUCCCUAAAGAGUUGACUCUAAUUGUCUCUUUAUGGCAUUUUUUAAAAGUCCAUCCACAUCUCAGGGAUAGUUUAAAUCUGCUAGCUUAAAAUAACCACCGCAGGCCGUUUGGGCUGCCUCAUUUAUAUUUACAAAGCUCACGUUUAAUAUUCUUUUCUUGUUUUUCUUUUUACUUCAGUGAAUUUUUGUAUUUGCUGAUUGUUUCGUGUCUCUGUACUGUAUCCUUACGCAACUAAUAUAAUACAGAUUACUUUUUGAAGGAAAA
Xiphophorus maculatus (southern platyfish) is the source of this 2825-nucleotide messenger RNA. RefSeq names its product tumor necrosis factor alpha-induced protein 8-like protein 1 (gene tnfaip8l1). The record is from RefSeq and is a predicted model, not a curated record. Bases 461 to 1021 code for a protein of 186 amino acids. Gene Ontology annotation, cellular component: cytoplasm. Gene Ontology annotation, biological process: regulation of apoptotic process. Lineage: Eukaryota; Metazoa; Chordata; Actinopteri; Cyprinodontiformes; Poeciliidae. The transcript has 3 exons.